Coniophora puteana RWD-64-598 SS2 is the source of this 618-nucleotide messenger RNA. RefSeq lists its product as uncharacterized. The transcript is spliced from 9 exons. The coding region runs from base 1 to 618 and encodes 205 amino acids. The record is from RefSeq and is a predicted model, not a curated record. NCBI's taxonomy places the organism in Eukaryota, Fungi, Basidiomycota, Agaricomycetes, Boletales, Coniophoraceae.
AUGAAUACCCAAACACUUGACAACGCCAACAUCUCGGCGGUCCAGUAUAUUCAAUUCUGCAGUAGACUUCAAGAGAAAUACACCGUGCGGUCAAAAUCUCACCUUGAAUUGACAGUGGGGUCGCUUCCAGCGGAAGUCGACCUCGUCUGGCAACGACCCAAGACACUUUCGUCUGUGGCGUACUUACUUUGUCGAUACCUGGGAAUUGUAUACCUUAUAUAUCCUGCACCCGAGGCCUUAAAUAACUUGAUGUGGGAGCGUACAAGGUGGGCACUAUUCAUGUCCCUGAAAGGUACUUUCGUAAUCCGAGUAUGCGCUGUGCACAACAACAACCAGAAGAUGAAAUGGAUCCUAAGCUCCCUCAUGUCACUCGAGAUGAUUCUAGUGUUAUACGGUCAAUUUGGGAGCGAUCCAUAUAAUCCACUUCAUUUUAGCGUAACUGUGAUGGCCAUAUUCGAUGCCGUAUCCCAAUGGUAUCCCGAUGGGGCACCCGCGCACUGGCAGGUGGUCUUUCAAAAUCUUCCGCUAUUCUUUGAGGCUGUCGGGGGACCUCGUAUUGGAGCGAGUCUACUGGAGGCACAGUCUGGUAGAGACAUGAUGUACCUUGUUCCGUACUAG